AUGGGGCAGCUUUUGACUAACCUGCUAAGACAAUUACUAGGAGACAGCGAAACAGAUAACACGACUCUGAAGUAUCGAGUUAGUAGCCUGCGAAAACAGUUAAUCACUGCGAAGCAACAAAUGGUAGAAUACCAAACGGAAGUGUUUGACUUGCAGCGACAAUUGGAACGAAGCAGCACAGAUAAGGAAACUUCAAAGAAACAGUUAAGAGAGGAACGAGGACGAGUGAUCGACUUAGAAAGACAGUUAAGCACGACAAAGCAACAACUGUUCAUUGGAGCAACAAAUGAUGAAGGAAGCCAACUGUUUGUUACAGAGCUCAUGGAAUCAAGUUUACGAGCAUUGUUAGAGCAGCGACCUCUCUCAUGCACAGAUAUCUCUGUUAUCUCCCUGGAUAUAGCCCAAGCACUCACUUACUUGCACAGAAAUGAACCUCCCAUUAUUCAUCGCGACAUCAGUAGUGCUAAUGUGUUGCUAUGGCGACAUGGUGACCAAUGGAGAGGCAAAGUGUCUGACCAUGGAACUGCGAAUUUCAUGCCUCACACCAAGACAAUCGGCCCUGGAGCUACGAUUUAUAGUUCACCUGAAGCACUCACCCCUAAUCAAACAGUGAAGUUGAUAUGGGUUGGGUUGGGUGUGAUGAUGAAUGAAAUGACAGUUGUAGCUUGA
Molecule: messenger RNA, 669 nt
Organism: Orbicella faveolata
Lineage: Eukaryota; Metazoa; Cnidaria; Anthozoa; Scleractinia; Merulinidae
Product: putative mitogen-activated protein kinase kinase kinase 7-like
Biological process (GO): necroptotic signaling pathway; protein phosphorylation
Molecular function (GO): protein kinase activity; ATP binding
Source: RefSeq, a predicted model, not a curated record